Panicum hallii is the source of this 1227-nucleotide messenger RNA. Its product is annotated as putative nuclease HARBI1. The transcript has 2 exons. The coding region runs from base 76 to 1227 and encodes 383 amino acids. Lineage: Eukaryota; Viridiplantae; Streptophyta; Magnoliopsida; Poales; Poaceae. The record is from RefSeq and is a predicted model, not a curated record.
UCCGGAGGCGGCGGCCAAAGUGCGACGGAGCAAAUCCCUUCCCCUUCGAGCAGUCUCGCGACGCAGGUACUUUCCAUGGCGCCGUUCCCGUCCUCGAUGAGUACUUUAAUUCGUGCUUUGGUUCUCUGCCAGGAUCUCCCCCAAUCUUCUGUCAUGUUCUCGUCGUCGCCCCAAUCUUCUCUCAUGUCGUCGUCGUGCCUUGUGUUGGGCAUGUCUUCUAGUGCACGCAAGAGAAGGAUCCGUCUUGAAGCUGAGGCCAGUCAGGCCGCCGUACUGGCCAUGGCACGCCGUACUCGAAAAUGGGGUGGGUCGGUUCCAAUGCAUCGUGUUAUUUUGAGGGAUAGGGAAGCAGCGUGGGCCGAGCUUCACAAGCGUUAUUUCGCAGAACAUCCAAUGUUCGAUGAUGCCACAUUCCGGCGCCGGUUUCGGAUGAAGAGAAGCUUAUUCAUUAGGAUAUAUGAGAAGCUUGCCGCUAAGAACGAAUAUUUCCAGCAGAGACCGGAUGGCAUUCGACGCUUGGGUUUUCAUGGCAAGUAUAAGUGCGUCGUGGCUAUGCGAAUGCUUGCCUAUGGCACUAUAGCCGACUCCCUUGAUGAUGGGUAUGCCAUGGCAGAGAGUACCGUGUUGGAAUGUGUUAAGGAGUUUGCUAGCACGGUCAUUGCUGAGUUUGAAGAUGAUUACCUGCGACCACCUAACCAGGCUGAGCUGAAUCGUAUUCUUGCAGAGAAUGAGGCUCGAGGAUUUCCCGGGAUGAUUGGUAGUAUCGAUUGCAUGCAUUGGGAGUGGGGUGCUUGUCCGGUUGGUUGGCAAGGGCAGUAUGUUGGACGAAAGGGUCGACCGACUGUUGUCCUUGAGGCUAUUGCAACAAAAGACUUGCGUGUGUGGCAUGCAUUUUUCGGAAUGCCGGGUUCAAGCAAUGACCUCAAUGUGUUGGAUCGGUCUCAUGUGUUUGAUGAUCUGUUGAAUGGAAGAACUCACCCUGUAGAAUUCUUUGUGAAUGGAAAUAAGUAUGACAUGGCUUAUUAUCUAGCUGAUAAGAUAUAUCCUGAUUGGGCGACGUUUGUUAAAACUAAGAGUGACCCUAUGAAUCCCAAGGACAGUACAUUUGCUGAAGCUCAAGAAGCUGCAAGAAAGGAUGUGGAGCGCUGUUUCGGUGUUCUCCGGUCCAAGUUUCGGAUUAUUCAGCAAGCAGGCAGACUGGGAACUAGGCAAAUGAUGAGUACAUGA